Lachancea dasiensis is the source of this 1287-nucleotide messenger RNA. The record is from the annotation of a GenBank genome assembly. Lineage: Eukaryota; Fungi; Ascomycota; Saccharomycetes; Saccharomycetales; Saccharomycetaceae.
AUGAGUACAGGCGAUUUUCUAUCUAAGGGCAUUGGUCUCAUUCAGAAGGCCAUUGAUCUGGACACUGCCACGCAGUAUGAGGAAGCUUAUACGGCAUAUUACAAUGGACUGGACUACCUGAUGUUGGCCCUGAAGUAUGAAAAAAAUCCAAAGUCUAAGGAGCUUAUAAGGGCUAAGUUCACAGAGUACCUAAACAGGGCAGAACAACUGAAAGAACAUCUGGGGGCCGAGGAGGAAGUCAAGAAGAGUAAGAAGGGCACAUCUGCGAAGAAAGACAGUGCGAACUCGAAUAACGACGAUGACGCGGAUGACAAAAAAUUGAGAGGCGCGUUAUCUGGGGCGAUUCUCACAGAAAAGCCCAACGUUCGGUGGGAGGAUAUUGCCGGUCUGGAGGGGGCCAAAGCCGCUCUUAAAGAAGCGGUCAUUUUACCUGUCAAGUUUCCGCAUUUGUUUACGGGCAAUCGUAAACCGACGUCUGGGAUCUUGUUAUAUGGACCACCGGGUACAGGUAAAUCUUACUUAGCCAAAGCUGUGGCAACAGAGGCCAACUCCACGUUUUUUAGCAUAAGUUCCAGUGAUCUAGUGUCCAAGUGGAUGGGAGAGUCCGAACGUUUAGUCAAACAAUUAUUCGCCAUGGCCAGAGAAAACAAGCCCUCCAUCAUCUUUAUCGACGAGGUGGACGCGUUGACAGGUCAAAGAGGCGAAGGCGAGAGUGAAGCCAGCAGAAGAAUCAAGACCGAGCUUUUGGUUCAAAUGAAUGGGGUGGGCAACGACUCGCAAGGCGUGCUUGUGUUGGGAGCCACGAAUAUCCCAUGGCAACUGGACAGUGCCAUCAGAAGAAGAUUUGAAAAAAGAAUAUAUAUAUCAUUACCUGACCUCGCUGGCCGUACCCGAAUGUUUGAGCUUAACAUUGGCGAGACGCCGUGCCUGCUAACAAGAGAGGAUUAUCGAACUUUGGGGCAAUUGACAGAGGGCUAUUCUGGUAGCGACAUCGCCGUAGUGGUGAAAGAUGCCCUUAUGCAACCUAUUCGAAAGAUCCAGAACGCCACUCAUUUCAAAAACAUCUCAGAAGACCCUGAGCAGCGUAAACUGACUCCGUGCUCGCCCGGCGAUGAAGGUGCGAUUGAAUUGAGCUGGAUCGAUAUAGAAGCUGAUGAGUUGCAGGAGCCAGAGCUCAAUCUCAAAGACUUCUUGAAGGCCAUCAAGACCACUCGGCCUACGGUCAACGAGGAGGAUUUGAAAAAGCAAGAGCAAUUUACCUCGGAUUUCGGUCAAGAAGGUGUCUAA